This is a messenger RNA of Apiotrichum porosum, 831 nucleotides long. RefSeq lists its product as uncharacterized. The record is from RefSeq and is a predicted model, not a curated record. NCBI's taxonomy places the organism in Eukaryota, Fungi, Basidiomycota, Tremellomycetes, Trichosporonales, Trichosporonaceae. Gene Ontology annotation, molecular function: protein heterodimerization activity; RNA polymerase II cis-regulatory region sequence-specific DNA binding; DNA-binding transcription activator activity, RNA polymerase II-specific. The transcript has 5 exons. Bases 1 to 831 code for a protein of 276 amino acids. Gene Ontology annotation, cellular component: CCAAT-binding factor complex. Gene Ontology annotation, biological process: regulation of transcription by RNA polymerase II.
AUGGCCGAGCUCCCCAGCCUCGCGCCCCAGGGCGGCGCGGGGCUCUCGGCGCCAGAAGCCGGUUCCGCCGUGCCGUUCACCGACGCGCAGGUCGACGAGUUUAGGGAGCAGGACAGGUGGUUGCCGGUGAGUGUUUGCAAGACUGCAGAGAGGAGAGACCGUUUAGAGUCCCUUUGUUUUUCCGAGGUCCGAGUUUCCGGGCAAGGCAACUUCCAGUCCGCCUCGUGCAUUCCUCGCGAGCAGCUGGGCUUGCCCAUCGUCCUCGGAUCGCAGGUGGUACUCUGCCAAGAUGAAAGCGAGACCACCAGCACCACGCCGCUCGCGACUACAAUGGAUGGGCAGCCCCGCAUCGCCAACGUCUCGCGUAUCAUGAAAAACUCGCUCCCUACCACGGCCAAGGUCUCCAAAGAGGCCAAGGAGAAUGCCACUGGCGAGGGUCCGAGGGAGAUGGUUACCGCUGUCAAGCACAUUGCGGCUGUACAGCCACCUCCGACCCUCUCAGUAGCCGUGUCCCACCCGCUGAAGCCACUCGCGCACCGUUUUUCAGCAACAUCCGAGGCGGCCGAAAAGUGCCUGAACGAAAAGCGCAAGACCAUCAACGGCGAGGACAUUCUGACCUCGAUGCGCGCGCUGGGCUUUGACAACUAUGAAGGUGUCCUCAAGGUGUAUCUCGCAAAGUAUCGCGAGCACCAGAUCCACCAGGCUCGCCAGCGCCAGAACCAGCCGCAGCAGCUCGACGACGACAGCGUGGACCUCAAGCGCGGUGCCGAGGACGACGAUGGCGAGGCAAGGAGGAAAAAGGCCAGGCCUGCAAAGCGCCGUGACGAGUGA